AUGGUCAACAUACUUUCCAAUAUUCUCCUCCUUGCAGUUGCCGCAACCAGCGCCAACUGCGCUGCUGUCUGCGAGCCCUCGCCGACAAAAGUGCCAGAGCCGACACACACCUAUCAGUCCUGCGGUGGCUUCCGUAUCAGCCCAGUUCCCUGCCCAAAGGGCCACAUUUGCGUCGACGACCCCUAUAAGGGUGGAUGCGGUAUGGCCUGCGAUAUGCCAGGUAUUUGCGUCAAGCCGGUCUUCUGCGGUGGCUUCGCAGGCAUCCAGUGCAAGGGUGGGAAGAAAUGCGUCGAUGAUCCUCGUGACGACUGCGAUCCGAAGCAUGGAGGGGCCGACUGUGGUGGAAUCUGCAUUUAA
Thyridium curvatum is the source of this 357-nucleotide messenger RNA. RefSeq lists its product as uncharacterized. The coding region runs from base 1 to 357 and encodes 118 amino acids. Lineage: Eukaryota; Fungi; Ascomycota; Sordariomycetes; Thyridiales; Thyridiaceae. The record is from RefSeq and is a predicted model, not a curated record. The transcript has a single exon.